Molecule: messenger RNA, 3060 nt
Organism: Oryctolagus cuniculus (rabbit)
Lineage: Eukaryota; Metazoa; Chordata; Mammalia; Lagomorpha; Leporidae
Source: RefSeq, a predicted model, not a curated record
AUGAGCGAUGCGAUCCCGGGGCCCAGCGCUCUCUCCUCUUCGGUCGUGUACGCCUCCUUUCUUCCCUUCUGGAUCACCUCGUGCUGCUCCGCGUCACCGUACGAGAAAGGGCUCAUGCUCUACCUGCUGUACCUGAGCAAGGAGGAGCUGCGGCAGUUCAAGCAGCUUCUGGUGAGGCAGUUCAGCAUCUCCGCCCAGCCCGCCGGGGAGCAGCUGGAGGCCGCCAGCUGGGCGGAGCUGGCUCACUUCCUCACCCAGUACUUCCCUGGCCGGCAAGCCUGGGAUGUGACCCACAACCUCUUCGCCAAGAUGAACCAGCAGAACAUGUGCUUUCUCGUCCAGAAGGAGCUGAAUGAUCAACUACGAGAGUAUAAGCUGUGUGUGUUGCGGAAGUUUUUCCCCGAAUGGGACCGUAUUGCUUGGCCUGGGAACCGCGUGGACUUCUUUUACCAAGAAGUGCACAAGCACAAGACGUUCUUACCCUGUCUGUUCCUACCCAGAAAACCCCAGGGGAGACCAGCCAAGACGAUCAUCAUAGACGGCGCUCCUGGCGUUGGGAAGACAACCCUGGCCAGAAAGCUGAUGGUGGCGUGGGCGAGGAAUCAGUUCUACGUCCACAAGGGCUGGUUCGUGUUCUACUUCCAGUGCCAAGAGGUGACUGGCGUCGGGGAGCAGAGCUGCUCGGAGCUGAUUGCGCGCCAGUGGCCAGGGUGCCAGGCUCUCGUGUCGAAGAUUUUGUCCAAGCCGGACCAGCUUCUGCUCCUCUUCGACGGCUUCGAGAAACUCACCCGGCCCCUCUUCGUGAGACAGCGCGAGCUGAGCGCCGACUGGAGCCGCAAGCUGCCCGGGGCCGUUCUCCUGAGCAGCUUGCUGAACAAGACGAUGCUGCCCGAGGCCAGCGUGCUUCUGACCAUGCGAAUGAACUCGUGGUGGGUGGUGAGGCCCCUGCUGAAGAGCCCCUUUUUUGUCACCCUCCGAGGGUUUACCAUGAUGGAGAAAAUCCGGUACCUGCGGACGUAUUUCGGGAACACGGAGGAGGGCGAGCGCGCGGUGGACUUUGCCAGGAGGAACACCAUCCUCUUCUCCCUGUGCCGGGUCCCCGCGCUGUGCUGGAUGGUCGGCUCCUGUCUGAGACAGCAAAUGCAGGCCGGAGUGGACCUGGCCGAGGCUUGUCCCAACGCCACCGCCGUGGUCGCCCUGUACGUCUCCAGCUUGUUCCCUUUCAGGGCGGAGCCCCUGCCCGGCAGGACUCACCUGGAGCACCUGGAGGGGCUGUGCCACCUGGCUGCCCUGGGCAUGUGGAGCAUGAAGUGGGUGUUCGGUAAGGAGGAUCUGGAGGAAGCCAAGGUGGAUGAGCUGGACGUCUCCAGUUUUCUCGGCGCGGACAUCCUCCAGGAAGUGGAAGGCGAAGAGCCCCGGUACACCUUUGCCUUCGCCGUUUUCCAGGAGUUUCUCGCGGCUCUGUUCCACGUCCUCUAUUUCCCAGGGCGGCCACGCCCCUUCCACUUGCUGGGCCACGGAGACAUCCAGUACCUGAUCGCAAGUCCCGGCGGCAGCAGAAGCCACCUGGCUCACAUGGGGAUGUUCUUGUUUGGCCUUUUCAACGUCUCGUGCGCCGCCAUGGUGAGGCGGGUGUUCCACUGCGAGCUGUCCUGGGGAAACAAGAGGAAGGUGUUGCAGACCGUGUCCUUGCUGCUUGAAGGUGACCUGCCUGCUCUGUGCUGUGGGGUCCCGCAGCUGUUCUACUGCCUGACGGAGGUCCGGGAGGAGGACUACGUCAGCCAGGCCCUCUCGGGCUACCGUAAAGCCGUUUUGAAGAUGCAAAGCAAUAAAGAUGUUCAGCUCUCCGCGUUCUGCCUUAAGCGCUGUCGACGCUUGCAGGAGGUGGAGCUGACGCUCAUGGUGAAUUUCUCACAGGUGUGGUGGCCGGGCCCUGGGGACUCGCUCCACGCGGCUGAGAUACAGGAGAGUGACAUGCAGUACCAGUGGUGGCAAGACAUCUGCUCCGUGCUCACCACCAACGAGGGCCUCGCGGUGCUGACCCUGACCAAGAGCAUCUUGGAGGCCCCGCUAGUGAAGGUGCUGGCGGCUGCGCUGAGGCACCCGCAGUGCAAACUCCAGAAGCUCUCGUUGAGACACUUGGGCCCCAGCGUGCUGCACGAGGACUUGUUCUGCGUGUUGGUGGAAAACCGUCAUCUGAGUUGCUUGGAAAUACAGUACACGGAAGUGGGCACGGAGGCCAUGAGGGACCUGUGUGCAGCCCUGAGACACCCCCAGUGUGCUCUGCAGUGCCUGAGGCUGGAAUACUGCAUGGCCACCCCUGAAGAUUGGAUUGACCUUGCCAAGGGUCUACAAAAUGACAUCCACCUGGGGACUUUGCUGCUGAAAAGAAACCCCCUGGAGUCGUUCAUGGCGAAUUAUGUGUCAGCGAGUCGACUGGAACGGCUGUCGCUGGAGACUUGUAACCUCACAGGGCUUGCCUGCGAACGUCUCGCCUCCUCUCUCCAGCAAAGCAAGAUGCUGUCACACCUGAGCUUGGCAGAUAACCCCUUGGGGGAUGAAGGGGUGAAGCCUAUCUAAGGCCUAGAACAACUAGCGUGUCCUCUGCAGAGGCUGGUGCUGAGAAAAUGCGCUCUGACCUCUGCCUGCUGCCAGGACGUGGCCUCUGUCCUCUGUCAAAGUCAAACCCUGAGGAGUCUGGACCUCAGCUUCAACAGCCUGAUGGACAAGGGGGUCACCCUGCUCUGCGAGGCCCUGAAGAACCCUGACUGCAGCUUGCAGGUCCUGGAGCUGGAGCAGUGCCUGUUCACCUCGGUCUGCUGCUCGGCCAUGUCCUCCAUGCUGCUCAGCAACCCCAGCCUGCGGUACCUGGACUUGAGCAAGAACAGCAUCGGCCUCCUGGGCAUGCUCACCCUGGUCGGGGCCUUCCCGAGCCAACGGCAGAGGGACAAGGUCCUCCUGGAGAGAAAAGCAAAAGGGGAUGUGGAGAUGCUGGCGCGGCUGAGCGGCCCCACGGUGAAGAGCAACUACCUGAAGAUAGUGCAGGACUGGAACUCCUAG